AUGUGGAUAUCCACCAACAUUGGCUCCGCCAACGAGCUCAACGUGCUCGUACAAGGGUACGAUCUAGGGGGGGCUAGCAGCUCGGCGCAGGUCGGAGAAACCUCGCCCCAGGUAGAGCCCGGAACGGAAGAAAUGCUCGGCUCGGUAGUUGAAUACGUUACUCUACGUGGUUAG
Monascus purpureus is the source of this 174-nucleotide messenger RNA. NCBI's taxonomy places the organism in Eukaryota, Fungi, Ascomycota, Eurotiomycetes, Eurotiales, Aspergillaceae. The record is from the annotation of a GenBank genome assembly.